AUGCAGGAGAUGUCAUCGGAUGAGGAGCCGGGAGGAGUCGGCAUGGAUGAGAUGGAUGAGAUGGUAGCUUGUGGGGUGAAGUCAGGUCAUAAUGAGGCCGCCGCUCUCAACCACGAUGGUGUCACCUUCAAAUGCAUUUCUUGCCACCUGGCAGCGCAAGAGCGUGAAUCCUCAGAAUCACACUCCGCCUACUUUGGAUUCUACAGGAAUGAUAUAUACCGGUUUUGCCCACUUUCCUCACAAUCCGUGACCUUUCAACCUUGCCUUUCAGUUUCCUCCCCGUACUUUCCAUCUGGAGGUAUCGCAUUCCACGAGCUCAUCUUUGAUGUCGCGUCGAAGUCAAAGAGUGACCACUAUCAACUUGAGGUAGACCCAUUCCUGGGUCACGAGCACAAGAAAUCAUUGUAUGUCUCUGGCCGAGUCGACAGUUUUUUGAACAUUAUCCUCACGCCAUGGCAACUGCUCAUCAAAUCUGCCAAGGACUCCUACCUAUGGCUUUUGUUUUGCGGUGCGCUGGUCAACAACGCUGACUCUUUUUCAUACUUGCAAACAUCUGUCUUUAACCCCCCAGAGAACUCUGUGACCCUUUCACAUGUGAGAAAGAGCGGUUCCUGCUGGAUUGCGGUCAACUUGGAGGCCAAGCUUGUUACGUGUGGUGAAGAAAUUCGCAAAGCUAUACUGGCCGUUCACAAGGAACAGGAAGAGGAGGUGCCCUUGCCUGCUUCCUUGAAAAAGGGGAUCAACGAUACUACACCAAACUCAUCAAAGGCAAUGAGGAGGUGGAGGAAAGAGAGGCUGCAUAAAUUAUUCAAGCAGGAAAUCAACGAGUAUGACAAGGCCGAGCAGGAAAGGAAAGGCUUGGAACACUCGAUUAAGUAUCAGACAUUGCAUGCCUGGGAAUGGUUUGAUAAAAUGACGGCUUCACAAAAGCAGGAGGUCAAGUCUGCCAUGGAGAAAUGGAACAGGGAGGGCGCACCAGAAGAAAGUCAAGCUGUGUACCGUAAGAACCAUCUGAAGAGAACUCUUGAGGACUUUUCAAAGCAGAUUGAACGCACCAUGGGUUGUCGCAUGGUGAUGUUUGUGAGUCACAAGAAAAAAGCUCCCCAGUCAUUGGCUGUUAGUGUACAUGAAUCUGAGCCUCAGAAUGCCAAGAAGAGGUUCUUGAAUGAUCCAAGACCAAAUUUUGUAUACCCUUCAGAGGGUCAAGACCAUGCAGAUGCAGGUUCAGACAAUGGCGAUGACGACAGUGGCCCUGUCAUACCUGAGGUUAUACUAGAUGAAGAUGGAUAUGCAAAACUUCCAAUGUGUGAUGGUAUCAGCCUCAAGGGACAACAUGAAUUAAUUAGAAGCAUAUUUCAUGCUUCUUACAAAGUUUGCACAGGUGGCUCUAGACCUGUGCCUUGGGGAACAAUCACCAGCAGCUCAUCCAAUUAUUUGGAAUCUGGCUCAGUACCCACUGGAUUUAUGGUCAAGGACCCUUCUCACAUGAAGACUGAGGAGAAGCUAGUCAUUUUUAUCAAGGCCAAGGUCAGUGAUUUACGUAAUGGAGAUGGAAGGAGGAAGUCUAAGGCAAAAAGAGUAAGCGGACUUGAUGCAGAUGAGGAAGACCAAGACCGGCCGGUUUUGAACAUCCAGCCAGUUGUUCACAGCAACCAGGCUGAAACAACCCCAGAUGAUAUUUCAAUCACUGAACGAUAUACAUAUUUAGAAUCUCUUAGUCGCCAUGAAAACUACCUGGAGCUUGUAGAUGCCCUUAAGGAUCUGGCAAUCUUAGCCAAUCAGAAGCCCAAUUCCGAACAGCACACAGAUUUGCCUAUCUGGGCUGACUGGUCUUGGAAUGGAUUUUUUCUCCCUGAGGAUGUGCAUAUCUCAUAUGACACUUUGAAGGCCAGCUUGAACAAGCUGAUAACAUCUCUGAUCACAGGAGCACCAUCUGCAAUGCCCGUCGUUCUAGGAAUUGGACUUCUCUACAGGGAGUCUAAACGUGUGAUGAAGUUUGAGGAAGAUGAAGCCAACUCCAAUACUCCUGCCUACCUACCUGGGUCUGUUUUUGAUCUACAGUUUCUGGUUGCUCUGGAUGAUGCUGUUCGAGAAGUCUUGGCUAACAUCAUUGAGCACAUUGAGAGGCUGACAAAGGACGCACUUAGUGAGGAUGAUGAUGUGGAGGAUAAUGGAGUGGAUGGAGGAAAAGAAGUAGCGGUGAACCAGGAAAGUGGUAAAGUUGGGGAAGAUAUUCCUAUGCAGCAGAUGGAGAUACAGGAGAAGCAGGAGGAGGAGCAGGAAGAACUCGAAGAGGUACAGAAAGGAAGGAAGAGAAGGUUACCCCAAGCUUCAACAAGUAAGUCUAAGAAACCCAGGACUGAGCCUGAAGUGCGCAGAUCACCUAGGGCAAGGCAACCUUCUAAGAAAGCUCAGAAGUAA
Molecule: messenger RNA, 2421 nt
Organism: Suillus bovinus
Lineage: Eukaryota; Fungi; Basidiomycota; Agaricomycetes; Boletales; Suillaceae
Exons: 17
Coding region: 1-2421 (806 amino acids)
Source: RefSeq, a predicted model, not a curated record